CAACACUGACAUUGUCUACUUUUACUUUUGACAUUUAAAUAUUGUAAACACAAAUACAUGCAAAUACUUCUGUAAAUAAUGUCUGAUAAAAAAGAUUUCAAAAAUUUUAGGCGAAUACAUAGAGCAAGAAGUGAACUUCUUCAUACAAGUACUCCAGAAUCAAUCCGAAGCAGCUUUAGAAACAGUUUUUAUAGCCGAUUAAAGACUAACCGCAGCAGGAGCGUCGACAGGUUCAGGCAGAUUGUAGAAGACUAUGGGCAAUUGAUAAGUUAUAGAUCAAUUUCAGAUUUGAGAAGAGUUCUAGAAUCAGAUCUGGAAGCUUCUACCCUAAUGAGAGAAUCUGAAGUCAACCAUCUCUUGAAUGAAAUCGAACAUGAAUUAGCCCAAGUUAAUCUACAGGACGAGGCGGCCCUACAUGUAAUACAAACACAAAUUGAACAAGAAGAAAUGCUUAACCGUCUUUUAAUUACUUGUAAGAUAUGUCAAAAUCAAAAUACGGAAGGAAUCAUAUGCCCAAAUUGUGCUGUGGAUUUACAGAAUGAUGAAUAUUCAAAAUAAUGUGUGUUCAUAACAAUGUUACCUUGAAAUUUAUGUUAUUGUUGACAGAAGAUCAAUUUGGUAAAUAGUCUAAUUUGUCAUACUUUUACAAAAUGGAAUAUAAUCAUAUUAUUUAGAUUUUUACAAGACUGAAUAUGUUUAAUAGUUUUUACUGCAAAUUUUUUUUAGUUAAUACAUAUUUUUAGAGAAGAUUGUAUCUGAAAGUUUGAAAAAUGUCAAAUUAUUUUAAAUGAUAAUCCUAUGACACAUAUCCAUAAUGCUGCAUUAUUAAAAGUUUUUUUUUACAACCCAUACAUGAUAUAAAAGAACAGAAGAAAUUGUGAUCCUGGUGCCUUAAAUUAUUCUUUUUUUCUCACUGGUAUCAAAUUUUAUUCAGAAAUAAUAAAUUUUGCAGAUAUUGAACAUUUGUAUGUAGGUAAUGCGUAUUUUAAAUUAAUUAUUCAAAACUUCAGAUACAAUUUAAAUUAGACUAUUUCAACCAAUUUUUUAAAUUCCUGUAGAUCUUUUAAGUAGUUAGUCUGAGUACCUAAUUAUAUUGUGAUUGUCAUAAAAAUUGAAACAUCUGUUACUUGUUUUUUUUCUGACAGUAUAAUUUUGAUGAUAAGCAGUUUUCAAAAUUAUAUUCUUCCAAGUUUAAAUUAAAUGUUGACCUGUCAUGACCAAAUGAUUGUAAUUGAUGUACCAUUAGAAAUAUAAAAAUGUGUGAAAAAUGUAUGGGCAAAUACUUAAAACAGUAUAAUUUAUAAUAUCUCAACACAUUUUUGUUUCAAUUUUUAUUGAGUGCAGAAUGUACUGUUAUGUGAUAUUAAAAAUAAAGGUGUUUUUUUAUA
Molecule: messenger RNA, 1388 nt
Organism: Psylliodes chrysocephalus
Lineage: Eukaryota; Metazoa; Arthropoda; Insecta; Coleoptera; Chrysomelidae
Source: the annotation of a GenBank genome assembly